GGCACUUGGAUGUGGGCAGACGGAACCAGAUUGGUCGGUUGUGCCUUCACCAACUGGGCACCGUACGAACCAAACAAUAACGGUGGACAAAACUGCGUGCACAUGUGGUGGGAAUACGACUACAAGUGGGACGAUGACUUUUGCGAUUACCAGAAAUAUUUCAUUUGCCAAAUAGGUUCUGGAGAUGAAAGCAGCUGCAACGAGAAUAUGGAUGGCGUCUGUCAGAGCGGGUGGACCGAACACAACAGCCACUGCUACAGGCUGGGUGACGGGCCGGCUGACUGGGACACGGCCGACAAGAUGUGUAAGGCAGCAGGCGCUAAUCUUGCUUCCGUUGAAAACGAUGCAGAGAACAACGCCAUUCUAAGUGUCGUAGGCGCAAUCAACACAGAGUUUCCGGUCGUUUGGGUUGGACUAAAGGACGUCAGUAAAGGUGGAGCAUUGACGUGGACGGACGGAUCGCCAGUCUCCUACACCAACUGGGCCCCACAUGAGCCGGAGAACACCAGAACAAGGAGGUCAACCUCUUGGAGCGAUGUCGGAUCCAGUGGCUUGCGGGAUCCAGGGAACUGUAUCGCUGUGUACCACAGGGACGCGUACGCCUAUCAUCCCACUGCCGGCGGGCAAAGGAGAAAAGGACAGUGGAAGGACGACUUUUGCUACCAUAAGUACCUCUACAUCUGUGAGCGUUCACAAUUGUAACAAUCCUACUUUUUAAAAAAAUGCACGAUAUCGCCCUGUAGAAACUUUGGCAACAGAGGAAGAAGAAGAAAGGCCGACAUUUGCUUGAGAGCAAAUACAGCAUAUUUCAGCCAUCUCUCUCCCCAUUCAAAAAUCACCCAUGUGCAAAAAUGGAACACUUUUGUCUAAAAGUCACUUCUACUAAUGACACUUUAGCCCAAAAUUGAAUCUUACAAAAUUCCCAGUGCAAGAAUGGACUCUUCCAGUGCACCCCAUGUGAAUUUACAC
Messenger RNA from Branchiostoma floridae (Florida lancelet), 969 nucleotides. RefSeq names its product macrophage mannose receptor 1-like. The record is from RefSeq and is a predicted model, not a curated record. Bases 10 to 702 code for a protein of 230 amino acids. The transcript is spliced from 5 exons. NCBI's taxonomy places the organism in Eukaryota, Metazoa, Chordata, Leptocardii, Amphioxiformes, Branchiostomatidae.